CAGUAUAUAUAAAAGGCAGAUUAAGAUGAAUCGAUAAAUCUAAGGUUCGAUCGAAGAAUCCGAAAGAGCAGCAACUUCGCAUAAAGCUGCAACGAUAGCGAACGAGUGGUCCUGCGCAAGUAGCGUAAUUAUAGAAAAUGGAAUAAGCGAGUAGUACAUUGGAUAUGGAUUGUGUAUCUAAUAUUUAAGUUUCUGUGAUACUCGUCAGUAUUAACUUAAUUGGGAACGUUAAUUGGAACAAAAUUAUUCAAAAAAAUAUUUAUAUUAUAUCGAGCGAUGUUAACAAUUUAGAAGAAUUUAGUGGAAAUUUUUCGAAGAGGAACGUCUAGAACGUAUAUAACGUAUAUAACGUUAUAUAUAUAUAUAUAUAUAUAUAUAUAUAUAUAUAUAUAUAUGUAAUAUAUAUAUAAAAGAGAGUUUACCUAUCGUAUAUCACCGUUUCCAAAUCCGUUCCGCGUUUGCGCCGCGUCAGGCGAACGUCAAUAAUGUCAAUAGAGUCAUAAAAGAAGGAGAGUUGAUAAAAAUAUGUGAUGUUGUAAAUACUAUUGAAAAAGAUAGAAACUCGCGUGAGAGUCCGUAAUCGCGUCUAGUGGUUUAGAUUAUGAAAAAGUCGACUAAAUAUUGGACGGGUGUGGGUAAUAUUUCGACAGUGUGUUUGUCGGAGGUGAAGAGGGACCGAGGAGACCUCCAGGAUAAUCUUCCAACAUUUUACAUGAAGGAGCAGGAUAUACCCGAAUAUCUGGAGGGCUGUGGUCUGACAACUUGCACGGCCGGCGACAUGCCCGAGGCCGUGGAGGUUUUACGAGAUAACAGGGAGCACUUGAAGGAGAAAAAAUUAUCUAGUGCUUCCAUAGCGGGACCUGAUACGAAAAAGACCGUAACUGUCAAACAUCCUGAGUCAAAUAAGCCUAAACCGACCACUAAGAAAGGAAAACCGAUUCAAGCUGACUUGGAUGUCUCGAAAGAAUUCGUAAGAUGCAAGGACGAAUGCGUUAAGCGCCUCGAUUUAAGUAAAUCAAGCAUCACUAAUCUACCGAGCACGGUUAGAGAUUUGACGCAUCUAGUUGAGUUCUAUCUUUACGGUAACAAAUUAGCAACUCUUCCGGCAGAAAUAGGUUGUCUUGCCAAUUUAGAGACUUUGGCAUUGAGCGAAAAUUCUCUUACGAGUCUACCGAGUACAUUGGAAAAUUUGAAAUCUUUAAAAGUCCUUGAUCUGAGGCAUAAUAAAUUGAACGAGAUACCUGAUGUUGUCUACAAGUUAACAUCUCUCACUACAUUGUUUUUACGCUUUAAUCGCGUCAGGUAUGUUAAUGAAAAUAUACGAAAUUUAACGAAUUUAACUAUGCUUAGUCUGAGAGAAAAUAAAAUCAAGGAACUUCCAGCCGGUAUUGGCAAACUUACUAACUUAAUAACAUUCGACGUAUCUCAUAAUCAUCUGGAACAUUUACCAGAAGAAAUAGGAAACUGUACCCAACUAUCUACGCUCGAUCUUCAGCAUAAUGAACUACUGGAUAUACCGGAUACAAUUGGAAAUUUGGUAUUGAUCACGAGAUUAGGUCUUCGAUAUAAUCGAUUGUCUAGUAUCCCAAAAUCAUUAGCAAACUGUAAAUUAAUGGAUGAAUUCAGUGUAGAAGGAAAUCAGGUCUCCCAACUGCCAGAUGGAUUGCUCUCGAGUCUUUCUGAUUUGAAGACAAUUACAUUGUCCAGAAAUGCAUUUACUGCAUAUCCGUCGGGAGGACCAUCUCAGUUUACAAAUGUCUACUCUAUCAAUCUUGAACAUAAUCAGAUUGAUAAAAUACCUUAUGGUAUUUUCUCGAGGGCUAAAAACCUAACAAAGCUGAACAUGAAAGAAAAUCAAUUGACUGCUUUACCUCUGGAUACUGGAACAUGGAUCAACAUGGUUGAAUUAAAUCUUGGCACAAAUCAGCUAACAAAAAUUCCAGAUGAUAUUCAAUGUCUUCAAAGUUUGGAGAUCUUAAUUCUAUCUAAUAAUUUAUUGAAACGUAUUCCUGCCAGCAUAGCAAAUUUACGUAAACUCAGGGUCCUAGAUCUUGAAGAAAAUAAAAUAGAGUCUCUUCCUAAUGAAAUUGGAUUUUUACGAGACUUACAAAAAUUAAUCUUGCAGUCAAACCAAGUAACUUCAUUACCACGAGCGAUUGGGCAUCUAACAAAUCUAACGCAUUUGAGCGUAGGAGAAAAUAAUCUUAAUUAUCUACCUGAAGAAAUUGGCACGUUAGAAAAUUUAGAUUCUCUCUAUGUUAAUGAUAAUGCUAAUUUACAUAAUUUACCUUUUGAACUAGCUUUAUGCACAAAUCUUAGUAUUAUGUCAAUCGAGAAUUGUCCUCUGUCACAAAUUCCUCCAGAGAUAGUUGCAGGAGGCCCAUCAUUGGUUAUUCAGUUUCUUAAAAUGCAAGGUCCUUAUCGAUCAAUGUAACAAAUCUAGCCUUCUGUAUAUCACAUAGAUGUCGAUUCUUAAUGCACGUGAUACAAAGUAUGAUAUUAUAAUGAUCUCACUUAAAUAACAACGUAUUAAUGUUACUGAUAUGCAUUGUAUAAAGUGAGCAAUAUUUUUAUUGUUGCAAAAUGGAUAAUACAUAUUUGUAAUGUUUUCAAUAUAAAGAGGAACAUAUACAUUUAAUAUGUAACUGGUGCUGAAUUGGAAGUUUAUUUUGCAAAUAAAUGAUGAGCUAUUUUAGAUACUACGAUAGCAUGAAUCACACUUAUAUAACAUUGUUAGUACAAAAAAUAUGUAAAAAUGUCUAAUCAUGAUAGAAUCCUGCAUAUAAGCUUUUAAGAAUAUAUGAAAUUCAAUUGCGUUUAUCCUUGAAGUAUUUCCUAUGUUAUGUGAUGUUUUAAAACAUAAUUGAAUGAUUUAAAGUCUAAUGAUAAGUAAAUUAACAGCUUCUUUUUAUUUUUAUUUAUUUAUCUUUGAUUAUGUUUAAGAGAGUUGGAAACAUAAUAUGGUAAUGCAUAAGAACAAAGUCUAUGCCUGUAAUUGUGCGAAAGCAAAAGGUUUAUAAUAUUAAUAUGUUAAAAAAGUAAAAAAGUUGGAUGCAUAAAUUUUAUCUUCCCAAAAUAUUAGAGAUAAUUUACUUCUGUUCUAAAUUUUUUUUGUUAUAUAUGCAAUAUUUGUGAGGCUGAAUAUUAAUAUGUUUGAUUAAAAUUUACAAAUUUGUAAUAUCAAAUGAAUGUUGAUUCUACUUUAUACUACAUGAUUAAAGAAAUAUUAAGAAUCGACAUCAAUGAUAUCACACUAUGUUUCUUAUAUUGUAUUGUUAUUUCAUUGAACACAAUUUUGCCAAUUGUAUACAUGUAUUACAAAUUUCUAGAGGUGUUUAAAUUUUUAUCACCAUAUACAUUAUAUUUACUUCUAACCAUUUUGUUCUUUUUGCGAAUACAAACAUAUUGUCAUUUUAUCAGGUAUAAAAUUAAACAUAAGAGAUUCAAGACAGAGGUAUUCUUCUGAUGACUAAAAGAGAUCUAUUUAUCUAAUUUAAGUAAAAUAUGCUAAACAGCACAUUAUUUUUUUAUUUUUGACAGUAUAAAUAUAUAUGCAGCUAUAGACAUAAGUAUACUGAUUCUAAAAAUAAGGAAAAUAAAAGUUGUAAUUACAAUUAUUAUUUCAUAUUUUAUGAAAGUUUUUAUUUGGUAACAAUUUUAUUGUAAGCUUUUAAAUCUUAAAUCUGUUUCUUUAAAUUUUAUGAAUAUUUGACAUACACAGUAUCUAUCUUUUAUUAUAUACAAAGCAUAAAAUUAUAAAUUGUAACAUUAUUUUAAUAAAUAUAAUAAAUAGUUGCUGAAAGCAUUUAGACUAGAAGUAACAUAUUUUAUGUAUUAUCAUGUAGUGUCAGUCAAGAGACAUUUAUAAUGAUAGUUUCAUUAAUUUUUAAUAUUGAAAGUAUUACAAAUUAUAAAUUGCUGAUUUUAUAUCGUUAAAGGGACUAGAGUAUUUAUUUUAAUACAUGCAUUUACACGCAUAUGUUAUGACAAGGUAUUAAAGAGAGUAUCAUUGAGGAACAUAUAUAGCAUUUUCAAAGUAUAAUAAAAAUCAUUUCAAUUCUUUUUAGUUAUUAUAAUAAUCAUUACAUGAUGUUCAGUCUAGAUUGUAAAAUUAAUAAUUACAAUACAUUAUCAUGACAAGGGUUAAUGCUGCCAAACAUAAACAUUUAAUAUAAUAAUAAAUAUUAAGUACACACGAGCAUAAAAUUGUAUUUUUCUUAUUGUUUACAAUAUUCUCUUGACUGUACACAGAGACAUAGUGCCAAUAUAAGUGUUAAGUAAUUGUAUACAAAUGUUCUUAUGAAUAUCCAUAUGUGCAUUAUAUUGUUAUUUACAGACAAAUAUAUUGUUAGCUCUUUGGCUGAUGUUAUAUAAAUAAGAUUAUAUUAAUAACACUAUAAUAUUCUUAUUUGUGUAGAUUUUAUCUUAAUUCUGAUAUUUGCAGAUUUCGUGUUGUACAAGAGUCAAAUUUAUGGUGUUUUGCUAUUUACACAUCAAAAAGCUUUUAUGAUUAACAUAUUGAACAUAUUACAUUUUAUGAUUUAUUAUCAACAUUAUUCUUCUUACAAUAGAUAAUAUAUGAGCAAUACAAUAAUAUUGCAUAGAAGUUCUCAUAACGAUACUGCUCAUCUUUAUAUGUGUAUCUUAAAUAUUAUUUUCUUUUUUUUUUUCUUUUUCUUCUAAUCUAAGAUUAUUCAUAACUUAAGUGUAAGACUUCAAUCGACCAAUAUAAUUUUAUUAAUAAAUUAAAAAUAUUAUUUAAUCAUUAACAUGCUUUAUAAAUAUGAUUCCGUGUACUCAUAAAUAUUAUUUUAGGCAACAUAUUACGUCCGUACACAUUAAAUUAUACAUUUGAUUGUAUUUCAACUUCAAAUUCUGUUGAAUAUAGCUAUUUACAUUUAUGUAAGUGCAUAGAUGUGUGGAAAGUAAAUAUAAUUCUAUUUGUUAUCUAUUGUCUGUGGAAGUAUAUGCAAAGCAUCGGACUCUUUCUGUAUUGUUUAAUAUUUAAUUUAGAAAAUAAAUAUGUGUGAAAUUAA
This is a messenger RNA of Vespa velutina, 5036 nucleotides long. Its product is annotated as leucine-rich repeat protein soc-2 homolog. The record is from RefSeq and is a predicted model, not a curated record. The transcript has a single exon. NCBI's taxonomy places the organism in Eukaryota, Metazoa, Arthropoda, Insecta, Hymenoptera, Vespidae. Bases 602 to 2434 code for a protein of 610 amino acids. Gene Ontology annotation, molecular function: protein binding.